Molecule: messenger RNA, 1581 nt
Organism: Owenia fusiformis
Lineage: Eukaryota; Metazoa; Annelida; Polychaeta; Sabellida; Oweniidae
Source: the annotation of a GenBank genome assembly
CUGUGAUACUUGUUCUCUAAUUGGUCAAUCAUAUACUAGUACAGUACCAUGUGACAAAAAAGAAAUGGUGGUAUUCCAUCCAUAGCACUCGAUACAUUGGUUCACAUUUGCUUUUUGUGUAUAGAAUAUCUUCCUAUCAAAAAUAUUUCAAAAUGGCCUCUUUUAAUUACGUUGAUGGGUUUGACCUUGACAGGUAUACUGCUUGACAAAAGUCCUUCGGUUCAAAUUUGAAAUGUCUGUAUGCUUAAUAGGAUGUUUACCUUCACAGUCAACAUCUGUUUCAUACACAUAUUUUGUGCAAAUAUACUACUAAGUCAUAUUCUACAAUUGAAAUCUAAUAAAGAAUAAAUUGAGAUAUGUGUAGCUUGACUAAUUAUACAAUCAUGAACUUUCUCAGUUUAUUGGAUGAACUUGGCAUUCUCAAUUUUGAAUUCAUAAUAACAAUUUUGUUUUUAUUGGUUUUUAUGAGGUUCUGUACUUGGAGGCUAUAUUUAUUUGAAAAUGGAAAAGAUAACCAAGUGCAAAAUGAAAUAUGAAUUAAUAUUAUUUUUACAUGUUUUUUAUGAUCCAAUCUCCCUUCACUUCCAUAGGCUUCAUUUAUUUAUUAUGUGUUGAUGCACUUUGUAGAUGCACUUUGUUGAUUGAAGAUGUUUAGAGGAUUCAGGAAAGCAAACAUGAUUUUUUCUCCAAAGUAUUUACUUAUUUUAACAGUUUUGCAAAUUUUGAAAUUACAAAAUGGACUUUACCGAGUGGGAAAGUCACCAGCGGAAUAUUAUAAUCAAUCUAAGAGAAGAGUUAAGUAUGUGAACAGAAGAGAAGUGCCACACACCAGUCAUCCUUAUACCAUAACUGAUAAAAGCCAAGUGAAAGGUCAUACGAAACCUUCUGGGGUGAUUGUAAGUAGUCAAAACAUUUCGACUGUUGCACCAGAGAUUGGACUAACAACCCCACAUUCUGAUUUUGAAACUAGUCUAACACCUUCACAUAAGAGUGGAUAUAUGAAGGGAUUAGAAAACACUACUCAUCUACAACUGAAUAAUGGGGACCAAGCAAAUACCACAAGUCAAGAACUUGAACAUCAUAGAAAUAAUAGAACAGCUGUGAAGCCUCCUAUACUAAUAGUAAAUGGUGAAGAUAUAACAACAACAAUAGAUCAACAGCCUGGACAAACUCAGCCACCUAUCAACUCAGAACAUAUUAUUGAUGCUGCAAACGACAAUAGAUCCCCUAGAAUUUCUUAUAGCUGUAAAAAUCCAGAUAGCCUGAAGAGGAAUGUUAUAAAUGACAAUAUUGCUAACUGUGCAAAUGAACGCCCGUUCCUUUAUAGUUGUAUUGAUAAAUGUGGGCAGUCGCAAAUUACAUGUGGAUGUGAUAUAUAUUGUAAAUUCUAUGAUGACUGCUGUAUAGAUUUCGCCUCAUACUGCCCAUCUGAGGAACGCAACUCAAAAUAUAUUCCCUUAUAUGGCAAACCUGAUUGCUGGCCUGUUAAUAAUACAUUUAGUGCAAGAAUGGUAACAACAUGUAAUGAUAACAACAACACAGUAUGCCCUACAACAAAUGUCUUAUUAGACAAUGUGCCUG